AACAAUAAAAUCCAAGGAAGGAAUCCAUCACAUUCAUGAUCUAUUUAUAUCUCUCGAGCGACCAUGCAUGAUAGUGAAAUAUUCAAGUUUAAAGACAUGAUGAUGAUGUCUUGCAUAGUACAAUCAUUAGUACUUGUUCCAUGGUUUCUAGUAGUAGCAGUACUCGCUGGUGGAGAAGACUCAUCCGAUACGGCAAUGUUUCCGGCGAUGUUUGUGUUCGGAGACUCAUUGGUGGACAACGGAAACAAUAACCACUUGAACUCACUAGCUAGGUCCAACUAUCUUCCUUACGGCAUUGAUUUCGCUGGAAAUCAACCCACCGGUCGGUUCUCUAACGGCAAAACUAUCGUCGAUUUCAUAGGAGAGUUGCUAGGGCUGCCGGAGAUACCGGCAUUUAUGGACACGGUGGACGGAGGAGUGGAUAUUCUCCAGGGAGUGAACUAUGCCUCAGCUGCCGGAGGAAUCUUAGAGGAAACCGGUCGGCAUCUGGGAGAGAGAUUCAGCAUGGGAAGACAAGUAGAGAACUUCGAGAAGACAUUAAUGGAGAUAAGUAGAAGCAUGAGGAAAGAGUCAGUAAAGGAGUAUAUGGCAAAGUCAUUGGUGGUGGUGUCAUUGGGUAACAAUGACUACAUUAACAAUUAUCUGAAACCAACGCUAUUCCUCUCAAGCUCCAUUUACGACCCUACUUCUUUCGCCGACCUCCUUCUCUCCAACUUCACCACUCAUCUCCUUGAUUUGUACGGAAAGGGGUUUAGGAAAUUUGUAAUAGCCGGUGUGGGUCCAUUGGGUUGCAUACCGGACCAACUAGCCGCCCGAGAGGCUCCGCCAGGUGAAUGUGUGGAGGCGGUUAACGAGAUGGCUGAACUCUUCAACAACGGCCUCGUGUCGCUGGUGGACCGUCUUAAUUCCAAUAGUAAAACUGCUAGUGAAGCCAUCUUUGUUUAUGGCAAUACCUAUGGAGCCGCCGUGGAUAUCCUCACAAACCCUUUUAGUUACGGAUUCGAAGUGACGGAUAGAGGGUGUUGUGGAGUAGGUAGAAACAGAGGAGAAAUAACGUGUUUGCCACUAGCGGUACCAUGUGCUUUCAGAGACCGACAUGUGUUCUGGGAUGCAUUUCAUCCAACACAAGCUUUUAAUCUCAUAAUUGCUCUCAGAGCCUUUAAUGGUUCCAAAUCCGAUUGUUACCCCAUUAAUCUUUCUCAACUGUCUCGUCUCUAAACACUCAACAAAUCCUUCUCUUUUUUGUUUAUGUAUCUUGGAUUUUUGUUACUUUCCAAUUUUGUAGACUUCAGUAGUUCUAUCUAUAUAUUGCAUAGUUAUUCUCAUUAUCUUUUUAA
Arabidopsis lyrata subsp. lyrata is the source of this 1337-nucleotide messenger RNA. RefSeq names its product GDSL esterase/lipase At5g08460. The transcript has 5 exons. Bases 64 to 1218 code for a protein of 384 amino acids. NCBI's taxonomy places the organism in Eukaryota, Viridiplantae, Streptophyta, Magnoliopsida, Brassicales, Brassicaceae. The record is from RefSeq and is a predicted model, not a curated record. Gene Ontology annotation, molecular function: hydrolase activity, acting on ester bonds.